Messenger RNA from Huiozyma naganishii CBS 8797, 570 nucleotides. RefSeq lists its product as uncharacterized. The record is from RefSeq and is a predicted model, not a curated record. The transcript has a single exon. NCBI's taxonomy places the organism in Eukaryota, Fungi, Ascomycota, Saccharomycetes, Saccharomycetales, Saccharomycetaceae. The coding region runs from base 1 to 570 and encodes 189 amino acids.
AUGGAAACCAGCUCGAAGCUAUCCAGUCGAUUCGGAUUGCGAGGAAAACAGAAUCGUCCCGAAAUCAAUGAAAUACCUGGUUGGGAUAUUGGUCCACUGGAUUCUGAAGAACAAGAAGAACUCAUACAACAAUUCGAACUACACAAUUACAGUACUAAUCAAUGGACCAUCAACAUUUUGAGUGGUACAUUUCUAUUUUGUGCUGGGUUGUUUUCAAUAUUAGCUACGAAGAGCGAGCGGCGCGUAAGUUGUAUGUUAAUCGCUGGAGUACAAUCGAUUGCAUGUUCGGUUGUGUCACUACGAUAUGAUAUCAUUAACGAUUUUAUUUUGUUCAGGCAAGUUAGGUUACGCUUCAGCAAUUCUACACUCACCAGUCUCAAUUGUGUUAUUUUGACCUUGAUUCUUUGGGUAACAAUGCAACACUUUGAAGAUACUGGACUGCUGCAACUAUUCUUUCAGGUACCACUACUCCUUUUUAUCAUCACUGUGCUUGUCAAGAAAUGGGGACGAGAUAUAGAAACAGAAUUGAGGGGAAUAAGAUCACUGAAAUAUAAGUAUAAAAACGUGUAA